Entelurus aequoreus (snake pipefish) is the source of this 3450-nucleotide messenger RNA. It is a transcript of the gene cybb, whose product is annotated as cytochrome b-245 heavy chain. Gene Ontology annotation, biological process: defense response; superoxide anion generation. The record is from RefSeq and is a predicted model, not a curated record. Bases 417 to 2114 code for a protein of 565 amino acids. Gene Ontology annotation, molecular function: superoxide-generating NAD(P)H oxidase activity. Lineage: Eukaryota; Metazoa; Chordata; Actinopteri; Syngnathiformes; Syngnathidae. The transcript has 13 exons. Gene Ontology annotation, cellular component: plasma membrane; NADPH oxidase complex.
UGUGUGGUUGUCAGUCGCGAUCUGUGUGUGGUUCAGUCGUGAUCUGUGUGGUUCAGUCGCGAUCUGUGUGUGAUUCAGUCGUGAUCUGUGUGGUUGUCAGUCGCGAUCUGUGUGUGGUUCAGUCGUGAUCUGUGUGGUUGUCAGACACGAUCUGUGUGGUUGACAAAGUCCAUAAUGUCAACAUUUAUCAACUGUACAUAAAUGUCAGUGUGGACAAUAACAUGGAGAUGCUUCAUCUGCUAGCAGUGGCUUUCCAUGAAGAAAUACCCGCGCUGAGACACAAAGAUGCAGACGUGACGUCGAAUAACUGACAGAGUCUUUGCGAGUCCACUUCCCUAUUUGUUCCAAACAAAAGUUUCAAGCGUUCAAAGCAGAGUGCAUUCACUGUUUUGCUUGCUUACCGCGUCACAUUCAGCAUGGGGAACUUGGCAGCCAACGAGGGACUCUCCAUCUUUGUCAUUCUUGUUUGGCUUGGGAUUAACGCCUUCCUCUUCGUCCACUUCUACAUGGCUUUUCUUGUCGACAAGUGGUUCUACACACGGGUUCUGCUCGGGCAUGCUCUGUCCUGGGCUCGAGCGCCUGCCGCCUGCCUCAACUUCAACUGCAUGCUCAUCUUGCUGCCCGUCUGCAGGAAUCUUCUUUCCUUCCUGCGCGGCUCCAUCCAGUUCUGCAGCCGCACAGCCGCUCGCCAACUGGACCGGAACAUCACUUUCCACAAGCUGGUGGCUUAUAUGAUCGCCUUUCACACAGCCGUGCAUAUCAUUGCACACUUGUUCAACUUUGAGUAUUUCAUGGACGCGCAGCUCAAUCGCAACAGCAGCUUCCUGCCCUACAUCCUGUCGGACAUUGGCCAUGGUGACAAUGCGUCCUUCCUCAACCCCAUCAGGUCCAAUGAGACUAACCCGACCAUCGUCAUGUUUACAACCAUCGCCGGUGUGACGGGUGUGAUCAUUACGCUAGCUCUCAUCCUCAUCAUCACUUCCUCAAUGGAAGUCAUCCGCAGGUCAUACUUCGAGGUGUUCUGGUACACACAUCAUCUUUUUGUCCUGUUCUUCAUUGGACUGGUGCUCCACGGCUUUGGGAGGAUUGUGCGAGGACAGACGGCAACCAGCAUGAUCACCAAUGACCCACAUGUCUGUGCCGAAAAGUUUGAGGACUGGGGGAAAAACGAGUCGUAUUGUGCGGUUCCAGAGUUUGCGGGAAACCCACCAAUGACCUGGAAGUGGAUUGCGGGACCUAUGAUCCUCUAUGUAUGCGAAAGGCUAGUUCGUAUCUAUCGAUCACACCAGAAAGUGGUGAUCACCAAGGUGGUGAUGCAUCCCUCCAAAACUCUGGAGUUGCAGAUGAGGAAGAAAGGUUUCCGCAUGGAGGUGGGUCAGUACGUCUUCAUCCAAUGUCCGUCUGUCUCCAGACUGGAAUGGCACCCCUUUACCAUGACCUCAGCCCCAGAGGAGGACUAUUUCAGUGUCCAUAUUCGAAUUGUUGGGGACUGGACUCAAGCUUUGUAUGAAGCCUGCGGGGGAGACAAAACUGAGCCUCAGGAGGCCUGGAAACUGCCCAAGGUGGCCAUCGAUGGGCCAUUUGGCACAGCCAGCGAGGACGUGUUUCGGUACGAGGUAGUCAUGCUCGUCGGGGCGGGAAUCGGCGUGACACCUUUCGCAUCCAUCCUCAAGUCUGUGUGGUACAAACGCAUCCAGAAUAACCAGGACGUUUUCACCAAGAAGAUCUACUUCUACUGGCUGUGCCCCGAGACGCAGGCCUUUGAGUGGUUUGCAGACCUGCUGCAGUCACUGGAGGGACAAAUGGCGGAAAAGAACGUGACAGACUUCCUGAGCUACAACAUCUACCUCACCCGCUGGAAGGAGGCAGAGGCAGCCCACUUUUGGGUGCACCACGAGGCGGAGAACGACCCAAUCACAGGGCUCAAGCAGAAGACUCUUUAUGGGAAGCCUAACUGGGACACUGAGUUCACCAGCAUUGCGACCAAGCAUCCCGGAACCAAAGUUGGAGUCUUCCUGUGCGGGCCACCGCAACUGGGGAAGUCCCUGGAGACCCAGUGUUUGUCACACUCUGAAGCUGACGUCAAGUUCAUUUUUAACAAGGAAAAUUUUUAACCUUGGGUCCAGGGACCAACACAGCAACCUGAAUAAAUAAACCUUUUUUUAAGACAUUAGAAAGACUGAGAACUUGGAACGGAAGACUCUGACAUUUGCAUCCCACCGGAUUGUUUACAAAAGUGUCGCUGUUGCACAAAAGCAGAUAGAUUAACUAUGUGGUACUUUCCACAUGGGCCUUGUUCUGCUUUAGUGGUGUAUCAAUAGUUGGUUUCACAACCUUGCUUCUGUUUUUCUUUUUCAGUUAAUAUUCUCUCAUCCACUCUCACAAGUCACAGUUACCAAUGUUCGUAUGCAAACAGGAGAACUUUCACUUCUCCAAAGUGUGAUUUAACUGAAUGUAUAUAUUUUGAAGUGAAAGAGCCUUAUCAAAGGACAUGUACUGUAUAUACUGUACCUUCCAGUGACCUAGUCAGAGUCACACUUUUUCCAGCGAAAGACAUACAGAAAUAUUAAAAAGAGGCCAGGAUGCGAGGCUCCUUUUAAUACAUUUUGUCUACAUUAAAGAAUGCUAAUAUCAAAUGUUGGUCAAUAUUUUCGGGACAGGACAUCAUCUUAACUUUGUUAUACAGGUGAAAAAGCCAAUCAGUAAUACUGUAUGUCUAAGUAACAAUGAAUUAGUUGUACAAUAUUUAUAUUAAUAUAAUGAACAGCAGAUUUGACAACAUACCAAGGGUCAAUAGCCUCCAGACUGUGCGGUUGACACUGGUGACCCUCAAUUAAAGUUAUUCCUGAUCUAGUUUUCAUCUUUGUGAUUCACAUUCCAUCUUAUGUUGUCAAUCAACAUAAGCAGGUAUCUUUUUUUGUUCUUACUAACUUUGGUAUGUCUAAAUCAGUGGUUCUUAACCUGGGUUGGAUGGAACCUUAGGGGUUCGGUGAGUCGGGCUCAGGGGUUCGGCGGAGGUCAAGACACACCCGACUCAUCGUGUAAAUAAAAACUUCUCCCUUUCGGCGUAUUACGGAUACGGCAACAGCAGAAGUCACACUGAUUUGCAGGUGUGUCAUUUGUUGUGAGUUUAUGCACUGUGUUGGUUUUGUUCUUUGAACAAGGUGAUGUUCAUGCAUGCUUCAUUUUGUGCACCAGUAAAAAAACAUGGUAACACUUUAGUAUGGGGAACAUAUUCACCAUUAAUUAGUUGCUUAUUAACAUGCAAAUUAGUAACAUAUUGGCUCUUAACUAGUCAUUAUUAAGUACUUAUUAAUGCCAUUCGGCAUGGCCUUAUUAUAACCCUAACCCUCUAACCCUGGCUCUAACCCUAACCCUAACCAAAUAACUCUAAAUUAAGUCUAUGUUACUUAGAAUAUGUUCCCCUAGUGUCCAAAAAACUCUAAAUUA